UCUAAGGGGGAUUUUACUUAAGGCAUCCAGCCCAUUCUCCGUAAAGCAGUCUUGAACAUUGUUUGAAAAAAGGCCUCUUGAAGAAAACACAGGAAAAGGUUAGUUAACCAUAACGGUUUGUUAGGGAAUGCAAAUUACAUAUUACCUCUAAAGCCAGAUAAAGGACAUCUGGAGAGCAAACAUCUGGGGAGGUUUAAAGGCAAGCGGCGCGAGCAGUCAGAGGUUCCUCGGUGCUCAAGGCUAAGAUGAACACAUCUUCUGCUUUCUGGGCUCUGGCCAUGCCACUGCUACUGCUGGUCUCUGUGGUCCAUGCCCAACCGAACUACAUCUAUGAGGAGGAGUGGGUCAAUACGUGGCGGCAGGGUUUUAACUUCCAGUGCCCACACGGCGAGGCCUUGGUGGCCAUCAGGAGCUACUUCAGCGAAAAAGAGGGAAAUGACCGCCUGUGGAGCUUUGAAUGUCAGCCGACCCCAUCGACCCUGGGAGAGCCCACCGAGUGCUGGUGGGAUGAUAUUAACCGUGCUGGGAUGGAGUGGUCUUCCACCUGCUCCAAUAAUGGGUUGGUGGCGGGCGUGCAGAGUCAGUACUUCCCCGCAGUUCUGGACCGGGAGUGGCAGUUCUACUGCUGUCGCUACAGCCGCAGGUGCCCUUACUCCUGCUGGAAGACCUCUGAUGUUCCAGAGUACCACAGGGAAGAGGCUGAAAUGGUCAUUCCCACUUAUGGCUACUUCAUCAGGGGAGCUCAGACCACCUUCAGUGGGGUGCUCAGGGAUAGGCAGUGGAAGUACAUCCUAUGCAGGAUGACGGAUUUUGAUUGUCAAUUUCAGAACGUCUAAGUUGUGGUUUAGAAAGCACCCAAAAAAUCCUGCAUGACUCAUUAUGUUCAUCUUGAUCUAUGUAAUUCUUAUAUUAUGAUAAUGCUAGUAAAACCACAGAAUUUCACAUUUGCAAAAUAUUUCAUUUUCCAUAUUUCAUUUGUUGUUUUUCAAUGCACCAAAUCCAAAUAAUGUAAAUCGCUUAGUAAUAGCAGUUGACAAGCUUGAUACCUCCAGUAUAUGUUCUGGCAAAUAUUCUGCUGUGUUUUGUUUAUAUCAAAACUUUAAGGUAGCUACAUAAGAACCAAUAUAAUAUCCAUUUUAUUAGAGCAUUAGCUUCCCUGUUGAAUGACAGAGAGACUUUUGUCCUGGUAUCUUGUCUUUCACAGUGAUGAUUUCAAUGCAAAAAGACACAUUUUGAAGGUUUGUUUCAUAGUAAAGCAUUGCAAUAUAAAUCCGA
Molecule: messenger RNA, 1275 nt
Organism: Electrophorus electricus (electric eel)
Lineage: Eukaryota; Metazoa; Chordata; Actinopteri; Gymnotiformes; Gymnotidae
Gene: dpt
Product: dermatopontin
Biological process (GO): collagen fibril organization
Cellular component (GO): extracellular matrix
Source: RefSeq, a predicted model, not a curated record